AUGGUUGCUCCUUCCACAUAUUUCUCUUUCCAAAUCACACUUAUUGCUAUCCUCCUUUUUGCCUCUUCGAAUUUAGCUUUUAAUACUACAGCUCAGACCACCAGUGGCUUCAAUAAAAUCUAUGCCUUUGGUGAUUCCUUUACAGACACUGGCAACACCAGGUCGGCGACAGGUCCUGCUGGUUUUGGCCAUGUCUCAAACCCUCCAUAUGGCAGCACCUUCUUUCACCGCCCCACCAACCGAUACUCUGAUGGGCGGCUUGUGAUUGACUUUGUAACCGAAACAUUGUCCUUACCAUACUUGCCACCUUACCUAGGCCACAAGAGCAAUGCACUUGGUCAUGGGGUCAACUUCGCUGUUGCUGGCUCCACAGCAAUAAAUCAUGCUUUCUUUGUUAAGAACAACCUUACCCUUGCCAUGACUCCUCAAUCAAUUCAAACUCAAAUGAUUUGGUUCAACAAGUUCUUGGGGAGUCAGGGCUGCAAGGAGGCAGCGCCAUCGAGCACUGCGUGCAAGGCAGUACUUGAUGAUGCAUUGAUCUGGGUUGGUGAGAUCGGAGUCAAUGACUAUGCAUACAUUGUUGGAUCUUCCGUGUCAAGCGACACGAUUAGGAAGCUUGCAAUCAGCAGCGUCACUGGAUUCCUAAAGACAUUGCUGAAGAAAGGUGUGAAAAAUGUUGUUGUUCAAGGUCUGCCUCCAACAGGAUGCUUGCCACUGGCCAUGGCACUGGCUCCUCAAGAUGACAGAGAUGGUUUAGGCUGCGUGAAGAGUGUAAACAAUCAAUCCUACACCCAUAACGUUGCUUACCAAAAGACAGUGCAGGAUCUUAGGAAACAGUUCCCUGAUGCUGUCAUUGCUUAUCUUGACUACUGGAAUGCCUACGCCAUGGUUAUGAAGAAUCCGAAGAGCUACGGAUUCGAAGAGCCCUUCAUGGCAUGCUGCGGAUCAGGAGGUCCACCCUACAAUUUUGAACCGUUUUCAACAUGUGGCACAUCAUAUGCUAGUGCUUGCCGAAACCCUUCUCAGUACAUUAACUGGGAUGGAGUUCAUCUCACUGAAGCCAUGUAUAAGGUGCUGAGUCACAUGUUUCUGAGUGGAACAUUCAGUCAUCCUCCAUUUGGUUCCUUGAUGGACAGGAAACAGCAUUCGUGA
Molecule: messenger RNA, 1152 nt
Organism: Dovyalis caffra
Lineage: Eukaryota; Viridiplantae; Streptophyta; Magnoliopsida; Malpighiales; Salicaceae
Source: the annotation of a GenBank genome assembly